AUGGCCCCUCCUAAGUGGACAUUGGUCGAACAAGAGGCAUGGUUACAACCUUGGUACAAAAAAUCCAAGGCAAAGCAGAGCAAAAAAAACAAGAAUUAUAAGAACUUCUUUGCCAACCUCAGAAAACAAUGGUUUGAAGAGUUUCCAGAACCAAGACUGGUUCAUAUCACACAGGUAGGACCCCUGACGUUAUCGGAGGAAGGCGAGAUUGGCGUGGCUCGUGACACAUGUAAAGCAAAAUUAUGUACUCAAUUCAAAAAUAGCCUGGGAGGCUCAAAAAUGGGCAGAAAGGCAAAGGCAGAUACUACGAGCGUGAUCAAUGCCGUGGUUCGAAGUAUUGCUGAGUAUGAAAAGCCCAUGUGUAUGCUCCAGGAACAGGAGGCAUAUUCAAAACUUUUCUAUGUGACUUGUGUUCAGCCAACCAUUCAAGGAUCCCUGAAAGCCAUUCAGGAACACAGGACACUCACCAAUGGUGAACGUGUCGCUCUUGUAAAGGAGACUGCAGUGUUGUAUGCGCAGGAGUCACCUGAUAUCAAGGACCAAGUGAAGCAGUAUCUUGAAGACCAGAAGCAGCAGAGACUCCAAAAUAAGCUAGAAGGAUGGAGUCAAAUGACUGAUUACUCACGCAACCUCAACAAACUUGCAGUGGUCGCUAACUCAUUCCUGAAAGGGCUGACGGAGGUAACCGGGAUGUUGUUCUCCCUCCUUGCUGGGGGUCCAUCUCCCAAGGCACAUGGAGCAAUUGACGUCUAUAGACUUUCAACAGCAGAGGCUAGUAUAUCGAGGCCACAAGAAAGCAGCAGUGAAACCGGUGGCUUGUUGACUUUGGAUUCCAAUGACUUAGAUAUAUAUGGGUCGGAUAGCAAGCUUCUGUCCUUUUGGGAUGUAUCAGAAUCAGGUACCAGCGGUAGCAUUCCUGAUCCCUUGUCCACUGGGGAUGCAUCAUUAUGGUUUGAUGUGCAAUCAGUGCCACAUGAGCCCAACAGGUCCCUCGAUCAGUUCUUACAAACACCCAUCCUUCCAGAACCACUCACAAUGACACCUUCAUAUGGUGAUGACUGGACGACUCCAGACUUGGAUGUAUUUCUCUCCAAUUUGGAUGUUCAGAUGGGAUUGGGACCACUGGCAGGCGCAUCCAAAAUCACUACUCUUACCAUGCCCACACUUCCACUCGCAUCACCUCCUGGUACUUCCACUCCCCCUCCAGAUACUAGCUUGAGUAUACCGCCCGCCAUCUCUCACAGUCCUCAAUGGGCUCUUACUAUGCCUACACUUCUGCCAGAUACUAGCUUGAAUGUACUGUCUGCCGUCUCUCGCACUCCUCAACUAGCUCUUACCAUGUCCACAUUUCUGCCCACACCCGCAUCACCUCCUGGUACCACUUCACCUCCAGAUACUGGCUUGAGCAUACUGUCCGCCAUCUCUCACACUUCUCAAUGGACUGAGACACCUAGUACCAGUGAGCUUCCUCCUGCUUCAACAACUCAUUCGUUGGACGUGGCGCCUACCUUAGGCAAUGAGUGUCUUGAUGAGUUAGACGUCAAUACUGAUAAAGAUGGGCCGGCGCUUGAAACACGCAGAACCAAGCGCAUCCCAAAGCCAUCGACACACAAUGACACUGCAAAUGUGAUUGGUUGUCCUCGUGAGGAAAACAAGCACCCCCGAGCCCUUGCUGAGACGUCUUCAGGUCAUGGAUCCAAGAAGGCAAAGGUGUAA
Messenger RNA from Suillus fuscotomentosus, 1716 nucleotides. RefSeq lists its product as uncharacterized. The transcript has 6 exons. NCBI's taxonomy places the organism in Eukaryota, Fungi, Basidiomycota, Agaricomycetes, Boletales, Suillaceae. Bases 1 to 1716 code for a protein of 571 amino acids. The record is from RefSeq and is a predicted model, not a curated record.